Centruroides sculpturatus (bark scorpion) is the source of this 1842-nucleotide messenger RNA. RefSeq names its product glycine-rich cell wall structural protein 1.8-like. The coding region runs from base 1 to 1842 and encodes 613 amino acids. Lineage: Eukaryota; Metazoa; Arthropoda; Arachnida; Scorpiones; Buthidae. The record is from RefSeq and is a predicted model, not a curated record. The transcript is spliced from 3 exons.
AUGGUUAAAGCACCUGAAACUGGGAAAUCUUUCGGCAUCAUGUUCUGGAUAUUUGUGGUUUUGCUGGCUCUUGUGCAGUCAUCUUAUCAAGUUAAUUCCGACCCUUAUGGGAAAAUAAGUAGUGGAAGUGUCGAUGGCCCAUUUCAAAGAGAUGAAAAUUUCAUUUAUGUUCCCGUAAAAUUAUUUUCCCAUGAGAGUGUAAGAUCUGGAGGAUACGGAGAAGGAGGAGGAGGUGGUGGUGGCGGUGGAGAAGGAAGGAGAGGUCCUCUUGUCGGAGGAAGUGGACGAGAAGAACAGAGUGGGAAAGAACUUGGUGGUUUCGAGAAGAAUCCUGGUUACGGUCCCGCUUUAACUUUCAAAAUCACUACUGGAAAAGACUCCGUGGAUUACGGCAAUAAUGGUGGUUAUGGGGAUAUUGGAAAAGGCCCUCGAAGUUAUAUAACCGAAUCUGGUAACGUAAAUAAUUUCGAUAGAAGUGCUGGAAGAUACAGUGGAACUGAACCGAGCGGGUAUAUCGGAGGAGUCCCUAAUAGUUUUGGAGGUAACGUGAGAAAUUAUAAUAAAGGAGAAUCUCUUGAUUAUAAUAGAGGGAAUCUUGGAAAUUACGGAAAAGCUGGUGUUGUGACUUUUACUAAAACUUCUCCUGGUGGAUAUGAUGAUCAGAAGCCAAUUUCUUAUGGUAGUUCUCCUCCUGUAAGAAACUAUGAUGGUGCUGCGUACGGUGGAGAUCCUGGUGAUUAUAGCGACGGUGUAUCCGAAGGAUUUAAAAAGGAAACCGCUAAAGGAUUUUCGUCUUUGAAACCUCUUAGGUAUUUCGGAGGUGGAAGUCCUAAAGGUUACGGAAAUAAACCUUCAGGAGGAUUUGGAAGUUUUCAACAUGGAAAUAAACCUUUCGUGGUUUCCUAUUAUAGGAAAAAUCCAGACAUUUUUCAAGGUAGUAGCUUCAUUACUGGAAGUUCUGGAUAUAAAGACGGAGGUGUUAGUACGUACGGAAGUGGAAAACCUGGCAGUUACGAUAAACCCAGUAGUGGUGGUGGUGGUUAUCAUAGCGGAAGUGUCAGCGGUUACGAUAAAGUAAGUUCUAGUAAUUAUGGAAGAGAAAAGAUCGCAUCUCCCUUUACUAAAGUCCCUGGUAGUUUUAGUUCAAGUAGAGAUGGACUUGGAAGAGAAACUUCUAAUAAUUACGGAGGACAAAGGGUUAUUACUUAUGGAAAAGAAAAUGACGAUAGUUAUGGAAAAGAAGGUUCUGGCGCUUAUAAAGGGACACAUGAUAAAAUUCCAGCUCCUAAUUAUGCGAUAACAAUUGGUAGUGCAAGUCCCGAUAAUUAUGGGGGAGGAAGCGACAGAGGUUAUGACAAAGUAAAUCCUAAUUAUGGAGGUAAUAGCGACAGUUACGGAAAAGAGAACUUUCCCGGUAAUUUUCCCAAAAUCCCACUUCCCAACAUCUACGGCAAAGCAGACGAUGGCAAAAAGAAUAUUAUUCCUAUCAUAAUAAGAUUACAACCACCCGGCGGUAGUGAAGAAUACGGAAACAGAGGUUACGAACAAUAUAACAACAAUCCAGGCGUUGUUUACGGAAAUAAACCACCAAAUAAUUACGGAAUUUCACCUGAAAACUAUGGAGGAAAACCUGUUAAACCUAGCGAAGGAAAGAAAUUUAACAAAGACUAUAGAACUUCUCCAAGCGAACACGGAAGAAACCAAAGUCCAGAUGUGGUCUAUGGUGAUAAAGGCACUGGCGGUGGUCUAGAUAUUUUUAAUUUAAAUCUUAGCAAUCUCUUAGGCGUUAAAUUGCCAGAAUCUGCAAAUUUUAAUUUCGCUGCCAGAAGCGAAUAUACAUAG